This is a messenger RNA of Sclerotinia sclerotiorum 1980 UF-70, 168 nucleotides long. RefSeq lists its product with no specific name. Bases 1 to 168 code for a protein of 55 amino acids. The transcript has a single exon. The record is from RefSeq and is a predicted model, not a curated record. NCBI's taxonomy places the organism in Eukaryota, Fungi, Ascomycota, Leotiomycetes, Helotiales, Sclerotiniaceae.
AUGGUUGGACUAAAUGUAGAUACAGAUACAGCUAAAGAGGAAGAGUUCAAGCAUGUCAACAAAAAACAGUGCAUCACUACAUCAAGUUCUAAUCCUCACCCAACUUUGGCUAUGGCAUUUUCGAAAGUUAGAAGAAAGAAAAAUAUGGAAAGUUUAGUUUUAGGAUAG